This is a messenger RNA of Heterotrigona itama, 681 nucleotides long. The record is from the annotation of a GenBank genome assembly. NCBI's taxonomy places the organism in Eukaryota, Metazoa, Arthropoda, Insecta, Hymenoptera, Apidae.
AUGCCCUCCCUGUUACAGCCAGCGAACCAUGAUCGAGACGACUUUGUCGGGGCCUACCUGACGGAAGAGGAAAUUUCGAGAGGAAGUUUCAAGCACAGGCAGAUCACGCCGCGUGGAAUUAGCCGGUUGACAGAAUGGAAGGAAGUUUUCAUGCGAAACUAUAUGCCUACCAGGCAUAUACACGAGUACAGUCGAGAUGUCAUUGCUGGAUCGAACGUUGCAAUCACGGCCCGAUUGCGGGACAAUUAUUCUCAAAAUCGUUGCUGCUCUGUCAAACUGCCGGAUCACGUUAGAGACAGAGGGCCGUAUUCUCCACGCACGCACUAUCAUCUUAAUACUAUAAAAGUAUACACGUUAGUAUCAAGUAAUCUUAGUAUUAAUGAUUCUUAUCAUCUUACAAUUAGUACUAUAAGAAUAUACACGCCAAGUAACAGAGUUUAUAUCGGUGAAAUAAAUAUCUUCAAACGUGUUUCCAAAUUGGAAGAUCGAGUAGUUGACAACGACGAAGUCAAAGAGGGAAAGGAGAAAGGAAGAGACUCUCCGCGUAUUCGAUGGAGCGUAGCGACGCAGCAUCUAGCAAAGCUCUUUCUCUUUUCCCAACUCGCUUCUUCCUACGUUUAUUACGAGUCGCGGGCUCGUAGCGUAACUUGCCUGCAAAGUUUGAUAAAGUUGGUCGAUUAA